Marchantia polymorpha subsp. ruderalis is the source of this 5387-nucleotide messenger RNA. Lineage: Eukaryota; Viridiplantae; Streptophyta; Marchantiopsida; Marchantiales; Marchantiaceae. The record is from the annotation of a GenBank genome assembly.
AAUGAUGCGACCCGCUGCUCGGGCUCGCUGGACUGUCAGCAGAGGCUGCGCGGAGCGGCGGGUGCCCACUUCAAGAGGAACGGGUCGUGGAGUAUGUUCGGCCCUGCUCCAGAUUUGAUGCCGUCACGACAUUGUCUGCACGCACGGAGCUUCGGUUUGCGCUGCGAGGUCAGAGUUUCGGCGGGCCCACUGCGAAAAGGCGUCGCCCGCGAUGAGCAUAUCAACGUGGUACACAUCGCCUCGGACUGAAAAAUCCGGAUUUUCGAAAUUAAUGUGCCUCGACUGGGGCUGACCCCGGUGCACGCGCGCGCGCGGAUGAUUCUUCAAUGAGUGCUGAGUGUAUGGCGGCCUCUGCUGUAGGAUGAAGACAGCUAGAGGCGACGGACCAAGUCUCGGGAGCUGGAAGACUUCCGGCUUCAAGAGUCAAAAUCCUGAUGUAUACUCUACUGAUGCUCUUUUUGCUGAGUGUUUCGGUGCUUGGAUAUCGUAUUCUUCCCGAGGAACUCUCCCUGAGACCCUCCGUUAUGCGUCCACAAUUGAUAUUCAAAUCUCCUCCUGUGCGAAUUUCGUAUCCAUCCUUGACGAAGGAGUAGGUAAUACUUAUUAGCUUGUCCUUCGAAUCGCAUGUGCGUAAGUCAGUCUGUCGUCUACGACAGUAUUGCUGAAUUUUGAGAUGUCCAUGGAUAGUGUCUGGAGCGCGUAUCUUUGGAUCAGAAGUCUACCGUGAUAUCCAAAGCCGCAUGAAUCUCAGUCUUUCCAGGUUUUUUGUGUUCUGACAUAAGAUUCACUUAACAGAAUAAGGAGCUCCAUGAGUUCUUCUUGUUGUCGGGUUCUCUGACAGAUUCUACCUGAUGUGAGCUGGUAAGAAAGCAGAUUCGGGUGAAGUUGUUCCGUUCUUCGACAGGUGUGUAUGGCUGAAGGUCCAGGCGCCUCGGAGAUCGAGGAAAGCCAAACCCAGCCUCCAUCCCCCGUAGGAUGGAGUGGCCUCUUGGAAGGGAUGAUGGAAGAUGAAGUCGAAGAACAGGAGCUUCCAGCUUCUAUCUCAGAUCUCAUCAACUGUCAUUGGGGAAUAACGGCAGAAGGAUUUGCUGAAACCGGAACGAUUCAGGAGAGAUAUGGGGAUGUGCCUCCUAGUGACGAGCCUCGUUUGUCCAGCGCGCGACUGCGGAGGGAGGCACGGCUGAGACUGCUGGAGGCCAUAGGCAGCUGUCAAACUUUACGUCGUCUUCGCGUCAAUGUAGAACAGUUCGCGUCCACUGCUGAGGAGGCGCAGGCACUUCUGAACCCUCUCAAGUCCAAUCCUGCUCUGCAGAUAUUGUCCAUCGAAGGCCAAUGCCGGGAAACCACAAGAUGGGUGAUGGACGGUCUGUGCGACGUGAUCCGAUGGGCUCCCCAGCUGAGAAUCCUAAAUCUAGACGUUGCCUUGAGAAGUACGAACGAUGUGAAGGUCCUAACGAAUGCUUUGGUGAAGUGCUCUCCGUCGUUGGAGAAGGUAACGCUCGGGAUGAGGAUGGGAUUCGGAGUCUCGGACAUCCUGCUCGACGUCUUCACAGGAACGGAUUCGAAUCAGUCAAUAUCUCUGCUGUGUGUACAGCAGUUGUCUGUGGAUGUGGACGCUCUUUCCAGAUCAAUAUCCCUGAACGAAUCUCUCAAAGGGGUAUUCAUGAAUGCGGAUUACGAGUGGUUCAGGAAUGACUGGAAGCGAGCGGGUAAAUCCCUGAGUUCAAAUUUCACACUCAAUGACUUCGAAGUUGUUCUCUGGAAAGGACUACCAGCCAGUCAUUUUGAGUCUCUGAGAGGGUUGCUGGAUGCAGCCAACAAGAGAGCCGAUCCCAUCAUCAAGAUUACUGUCUCCGGACGUGCAUGUCUGGCGUCGAAAAGUACAUGCUUAUUUCUAGUGAGUGUUCUGCGAGAACUAAACUCGGUAAAGGCACUGCGCUUGGAUUUUUAUGAUGUACAACAAUCACAAAGAUUCGAACUUCAUAGGAUCUUUGAUGUACUCACACUUCACGAGUGUAAACUGCAAUCCUUGGAGUUGGAGUGGUGCAAGGGCAAGGGCAUAGAAGGAGGGUGGAAGAAGUUGUUCGAUUCUCUACGUUCUAACAGCAGUCUCACCCAUUUGGGGUUGAAGAGCAACCUAGAUCUUUGCGACGAGUCCUUUAAGGACGUAAUGAGCCUACUGGAGGUCAAUGUUACCUUGAAGACGCUUGAUUAUAGUGGCACAAGAUGGGAGGCAGAAGGCAAAGGGCCGCUCAUUGACGAGGCUUUGAAGAGGAACGCCGAGCGGGAAUCAUACAUCGGUGGUCUGAAGGAGGCCAAGUUGAAGUUCCAAAAGGCCAGAGCUGGUCGGUUGUUCUUGUGUGGUUCGCCUUAUGCCGGUAAGACAAGGCUGAGACGGACGAUGAUGAGACUGUCCAACAAAGGUUGGUUUGGAAAUAAACUGGACAAGUUGCGGCAGAACUCCUGCACAUAUAGAGAAGUGGAACUAUGGACAACUUCGGGGAUUGAAGUGGAGCUGCUCCAGGAUGAUGAAGACAUGCAGAUUGCGAUAUGGGACUUAGCAGGUCAGGAAAUUUUCCGUUCACUCCACGAUAUCAUUUUCCCGAGAACAGAUCAGCCUUUUAUAUUCUUGUUUGUUUUCAGUCCUUACGAUGAGCUGAAAAACACAAUCAAAGAUAAUCUAGAGGCGCUGUUGAGGGAAGAAUUGGAGGACUGGUUGCGAUUUGUGGCAUCGAAUUCUCGGAUAGGACAGAGUCUUCCCCGAAUGAUGGUGAUACUCACCCACGUGGACAAAGUUGAAAGUCCUGGAAUUGACUGGGUCCUCAUGAUCUUGGAGGAGUUACAAAAUGAAUAUCAAGGGGUUGUAGAUCUCGUACUUGACCCCAACAUUGGUAGGAUAUAUGUCAAUGCUCACAAGGAGAAACAUGUGUCUCCUCUCCUGAAGCAAAUCCUUUCCUCGUUCAAAGAGCUUUUCUCUAAAAAGAGGGAUUUAGUGCCCCUGCUGUGCUCGGAGCUUACUUCAACUUUAGCACGGCGAGUUUCAAGCAUCCAUCGGGAUCCUGUUUGGAGCCUUGAUAAGUUCUUUCGGUUUUGUUCAAAGAGUGUAGAAGCUUCGAAUCAACUCAGUGAAGAGGCUUGGCAGUCAGUAGCAUUAUACUUGCACGAUCUUGGAAGCAUCGUGUUGAUCCCCGCUUCCGACUUAGUUAUUGUGUAUCCUAAUUGGCUUACACGUACAUAUCUUGGAGAGCUCAUCAAAUUGGGGCAUGAUUAUCAAGUGCUCGAAGAAAAGCAUCAUGCCACACAACAAACUGUUUACAGUGAAGCAGGAUGUGUUGAUGAAAAGAUUUUGGAAGAAUGGCUAGUUGAAUCUUUUGUUAGCAGACCAAGGGAUUCUCAAUAUCCGGUGGAGACUUUGAAACUUAUCCUUGCCAAACUAGAUCUUUGUUACAGAAUGGAUGAAUCUGCCUGUGCUAUUCCUCGAUACUUCAUUCCAACAAUCCUUAGCGAGGGUGGAGUGAAGCAUGGUAGACCUCGGGCAUGGAAGUCCGUAUCGGAUGUGCAGCCCAACUACUUUGGUUUCCGCCUUCAGUGUCAAGAUCCGUGGAGAACGUCUUUAACUUCUUCAUUCUUCACGAGGUUACAGAUUACCUUGCGAAAGAAGUUGAUCGCAAACUCUUCACUCUCUGCCGAUGUCGAAUGCUCCCGGGGUUACACCACUUUGUAUAUGGAUGGGCACGAGAUCAUAAUGGAAGAGUCUCAUCAAAGGACAGUUGUGGGAAGUCACGUUGACAUCUUAGUCAAGGGAUCAGGCGGGAAGUCCAAAGAUGACACGGUGAAAUAUGUUAUGAAGCAUAUCAUCGACGAGAUCAGAGCAUUCUGCGCUUCUCCACGAGGUUGUCAAGGAGUGAUACUGGUUCUCGGUAUACUCAAUACGAAGUGUGUGGAGAUGCUCGUCCCCUGUGAGCUCAGGGAUGAGAGACAAGUGGUCACGGUGGAACAUCUCAAACAAUUGUUGCAGCAGGAUCUCGAGGCCCGCCUGGAAGAGGACGAUCUCAGAGAUGAGGAUUCGCUGCUCAAGUAUGAGCAUGUUUGGGCUGAAGUGCUAGAAGAAAAUAUUCCCCGCUACUCCGAGUUCGCGAAGGAUCUUCUGUUGGAAAGUGAUGUGGAAAAGCUUUUAAGUGCUGUACAAUGUAAACUGAAAGAGCAGCUUCAAAAUUUGCGUGAUGUCUCAGAACAACUGAGAAGUGAACUCAGUGAGUUAACAUCAGGUGGACAUAGUCUUCCUGCCUUCGACAUCGAUGAGUCAGGUUCAGUUGGUGCUUCAGAUUCAGAGCCAAUGAUAUCGUCUCGAAUCGUCCCCAGUUACUCCAGUGAGAAACAGGUUCAUCAGCUAAAUCAAUCGAUGCUUGAUAAUCUGGACACCAAUGACGACAAGUUGGAAGUAUUGGAUAACAGAUUAUUGACUUUUCAGAAAAGAUUGCAAAAAUCAAGCCUGAAAGGGAGACUCCAUCAAAUUGUCUCCAUCCAGCAAAAGAUGAACUCCACCUGUGCAACCUUUCAGUCAAGCUUAGAUGAGAUUGUAGGGUUCACUAGUUCUGUGGAGCAGGCGAGAAUCCCCAAACGACCGUUUUUCAACAAGAAGGAUACUAGGCUUCUGCAAAAGCUCACCUCAAAGGCACGUUUUGGAAAAGUCGUUCGUUUGCACUUUAUGUGCGAAUCCAAGACUAAGCCGCAUUUUAUUGAAGAUCAAAAAGGUAUGGAGCUAGUGUUGGAAAAGGAAAAUUGUGAAUGGCUGCGACGACUAUCUACCAUUUCUAUCCAAACGGUACGCUUCAUCUUGAAAGCAGGGCUCCAGGAGACUCUGGGCUUGCAACCAGCAUUUCCAGCUGUUGACGACUUCGAAACGCAAGUUUCUGCGAUGAUCGGCACCGCUGUGUUGGAGAAGUUCAAGGUGGCCGAUGCCUUGAGCUUAACGCAGAAGAAUGAGGCUUGGUGCAGCUUGACGAACUUGCUAGAUUCCAAGCUACAGGGUAACUUUGCAGAUGCCUUCAACCUGCACAGAGUCAAAUACUCGAGCUCAGAUGAUGGAGAUUAUGGUUGGCUCUGCGAUAUGUGCAAGAAAAAAGGUAUCAUGUCCGGUAGAUUAGGAUCAUGAAUCAUCUCUACGAUUUUUUAGAUGAACAGUUUCUUUGUAUAGUGAAAAUUCGAGGGGCCCGAGGAAAUAACAAGAAGAACCCAUCAAGUACGAGAUAAAACCAAACGGGUAACAAGGGGCUAGCCCUAAUAUUCUAGUACCUUUUGUAUAGUAGACACCUGUGUAUAUCUCAUGAUUUGCUACGAUCAAUCAUGUUAUAUUGAUAUGCCAUGUUGCGUAUGAAUAAAAAUUG